Molecule: messenger RNA, 468 nt
Organism: Salvelinus sp. IW2-2015
Lineage: Eukaryota; Metazoa; Chordata; Actinopteri; Salmoniformes; Salmonidae
Source: RefSeq, a predicted model, not a curated record
CUGAUUGGUUUACAUAAGCACUACUGUUUGAAAGUGCCUUGUUCUCUCGCGCUAUAUCCUCUCGCUCUCGAUUAUGUCCAUAGACACAGAACAAUGGGAUUAAUUUACACUCUCCGCGUUUUAAUCAAAUCAUUUUUGGUCGUUCUUUUGUGGUCCAAAUGCGAGGGUCGGGAGUCGGAGUUUAACUACGUCACCUGCGGUUCGCUCGUGAAAUUGCUGAACACGAGACACAACGUUCGGCUGCACUCCCAUGAUGUAAAAUACGGCUCAGGCAGUGGGCAGCAGUCUGUGACGGGCGUCGAGAGUGCAGAUGAUGCCAACAGUUACUGGAGGAUUCGGGGGAAGCCCAACGGGACCUGCCAACGCGGCGUGCCCAUCCAGUGUGGGCAGGCCAUCCGCAUCACGCACAUGACCACGGGACGCAACCUCCACACACACCACUUCAGCUCGCCGCUGUCCAACAACCAG